Messenger RNA from Hyla sarda, 1308 nucleotides. RefSeq names its product claudin 18 (gene CLDN18). NCBI's taxonomy places the organism in Eukaryota, Metazoa, Chordata, Amphibia, Anura, Hylidae. Gene Ontology annotation, biological process: cell adhesion; bicellular tight junction assembly. The record is from RefSeq and is a predicted model, not a curated record. Gene Ontology annotation, molecular function: structural molecule activity. The coding region runs from base 1 to 783 and encodes 260 amino acids. The transcript has 5 exons. Gene Ontology annotation, cellular component: plasma membrane; bicellular tight junction.
AUGUCAGUCACAAUGUGCCAAACCAUGGGCUUUGUAGUCUCAGCCUUGGGCUUCGCUGGCAUCAUUGCUUCCACAUGUCUGGAUAUGUGGAGUACACAGGACCUUUAUGAUAAUCCUGUGACUGCAGUAUUUAACUACCAGGGACUAUGGAGAAGCUGCGUACGACAAAGUUCUGGAUUCACAGAGUGCCGACCCUACUACACCAUUCUUGGGUUACCAGCUAUGUUCCAGGCAGUCAGAGCUUUGAUGAUUGUAGGAAUAGUACUUGGGGCAAUUGGAUUACUUAUUUCCAUCUUUGCCCUGAAAUGUAUCAGGAUUGGAAGUAUGGAAGACAGUGCCAAAGCCAAUAUCACUCUGACAUCUGGAGUAAUGUUCAUUGUUGCAGGUCUUUGCUCCAUAAUCGGUGUGUCUGUCUUCGCUAAUAUGCUGGUGACCAAUUUCUGGAUGACCACCUCUACCAUGUAUACAGGGGGAGCUAUCAGUGGCAUGGGAGGUAUGGGAGGUCUCCAGACACUUCAGACAAGAUACACAUUUGGAUCUGCUCUGUUUGUUGGAUGGGUUGCUGGUGGCAUUACAUUAGUUGGUGGAAUCAUGAUGUGCAUAGCAUGCAGAGGUCUAAUGCCUGAGGAAACCACUUACAAAGCUGUCUCCUACCACGUAUCCGCCAAAAGUCCAGGCUACAAAACAUCAGCGUACGAAGACAAGAGCAAGAAAUCCAUUUACAAUGAGUCUCGACGCAGCGAGGAUGGCAAGAGUUUCCCUUCCAAAUAUGACUAUGUGUAACUUCGGGAAUUACCUCAAAUUUAUCUAGAGUGACAGAAUGUGUAAAAUGCAAAUUAAAGAGCCCUGUAUUUAGUGACAUUACUUUACAAAACCAAGGAGUCAUUGCCAGACUGGGAACCAAGUUCAGGCCUCUUUAAUUUGUAUAUGUCAGGAUACUGAAUGUCACAUACAUAUUAUCCCCACUUUAGUAUCAUUGUGGUUUUUGUAUAUAUUUUAUUUUCUGAGCUCUGAAAAAAUUAUUCUCAAUUUUAGGUUUAGGCCAUCACAACUAUUUACCGUACACCUACAAUGGUCCAAACACUCAAUUUUUGACAGGAUUGGUCGACCAUAUAAUGUGUAUGGGGCUUCCCGCCUAGUGGCAGAUGUCGGCAAAGGCAAUAGUUGGGUAUAUUAGAUUUCAACAUGCCCGAUCAGUGUUUUUUUGGGGAGAUAAGCCUGAGAGAUAAGUCUGGGAGUGACUUUUUCAGAAGACAUGCAAGUUUUUGUGUGUAUAAAGCAGUUCUUCCCAACCAGGGUGCUUCCAGC